This is a messenger RNA of Mollisia scopiformis, 1448 nucleotides long. Its product is annotated as sphingolipid delta4-desaturase. The transcript is spliced from 3 exons. The record is from RefSeq and is a predicted model, not a curated record. The coding region runs from base 296 to 1435 and encodes 379 amino acids. Lineage: Eukaryota; Fungi; Ascomycota; Leotiomycetes; Helotiales; Mollisiaceae. Gene Ontology annotation, biological process: ceramide biosynthetic process. Gene Ontology annotation, cellular component: membrane. Gene Ontology annotation, molecular function: sphingolipid delta-4 desaturase activity.
GAUGCAUUACCGUGAAGUUCGAACAUAAAUGCGUGAAAUGAUCCACUUCAAAAUUAUGGGUGGCGAAACGAGCAUUAAAAAGGGGCUUCGGCUCCAGCAUUAUGAUCUGCGCAUCUUGUGGUCCGUUCUUCUGCAGGCUGGAACGAUUGGGCGGUGAAGGUACCCUUGAAACUGGCACCGGCGCCACUAAGAAAGUGAAGCAACAUAUCGAACCACGAAGAGCACUAUCUUUGAAAGCUUUUCUUUUACCUACUCUGUACAUAUCAUAGAGCUGUAGGCAUAUCAAUCGUUCAAGAUGCCUGCCUCGACCUCCAUCCUCACCACCAUGAGCUCCGUCAAUGACCAGACUCCUACCCGUCUGCGAGGAGUCUCGCAAAAAGCCACUACCGCAUCGGCAGCCCCUCCAUUAGAAGUCAAAGAGCAUGAUUUCUUCUGGACAUACACCGAGGAACCUCAUCGGACAAGGAGACAAGCUAUCAUUAAAGCUCAUCCAGAGGUCACGAAGCUCUGCGGGCCAGAGCCAUUAACGAAAUACCUCGUCCUCGCUGUUGUUUCCUUACAAGUGCUUUGCGCAUACAUGUUGAAAGAUACACCGUUCCUGUCUUGGAAGUUCUUCUUGACGGCCUAUAUAAUUGGAGCGACUGCGAACCAGAAUCUGUUUUUGGCUAUCCAUGAGAUCUCUCACAACUUGGCUUUCAGAUCUCCUAGUGCGAAUCGCAUGAUUGCUAUCUUUGCCAAUCUACCUAUUGGGAUACCGUAUAGUGCCUCUUUCAGGCCAUACCACCUCACACACCACAAAUCCCUCGGCGUCGACGGCCUCGACGCAGACCUGCCCACCGCCCUCGAAGCCGUGUUCCUCGACUCCAUCCUGGGCAAAGCAUUCUUCUGCACCUUCCAAAUCCUGUUCUACGCCAUCCGCCCCAUCUUCGUCUACAAAGUCCCCUUUACCAGCAUCCACUUCGCCAACAUCGCCAUCCAACUCCUCUUCGACUUCCUACUCGUGAAACUCACCUCCUUCCAUGCCUUAUGGUACCUAAUCCUCUCCUCCUUCCUAGCAGGAAGUCUGCACCCCUGCGCAGGCCACUUCAUCGCCGAGCACUACAUCUUCGAGAAACAGCCCGCCGCAGCAAGAGAUCCGUUAACCAAUACCCCGGUCCCGGAAACGUUCUCGUACUACGGAGCGCUGAAUAUCUUGACGUAUAACGUGGGCCUGCAUAACGAGCACCAUGACUUCCCGGCCGUGCCGUGGAGCAGGUUACCGGCGCUGCAUGAGCUGGCGAAAGAGUUCUAUGCGGAUCUGCCGCGGCAUGAGAGUUGGGUGGGGGUGAUCUGGCAGUUUGUGUGGGAUCGCGAGGUCGGGAUGACUUGUCGGGUGAAGAGGAAGGAGGGGGGGAGGAAGGUAGGGAGUUGGACGAUGGAGGAGGUGCAGGCUUGAGUUGGAGAUGCUG